AAUUUGAAUGCAGAUCGAAUCCCCUAGUUGGGUUCCUGUCAGCCAUCCUCUGGACCAUGAAGUGGAAUCACCAGCCAGCUUCCUACAACAGCCCUACUCUACCUUCAUACCUCAUACACCUCAUCCUUGCACUUUCUGGUAUUCCUAGCUCAGGCACAUUCACAGUAUCUGGCCCUCUGGUCCAGCCCAUCCGGGCCUGGGUGGGGGAAGAUGUCCAGCUCUCCUGUCACCUCUUCCCUAAGAUGGAUGCUCGGGGAAUGGGUGUGAAGUGGGUCAGAGGCCCACUGGUUGUGCACUUGUACCGCACGGGGAAGGAGGUGCAGGAAGUCCAAGCCCCUGCAUUCCAAGGGAGGACAAAGAUGCUGAGAGAGGACAUGGCUGAGGGGAAGGUGACUGUGAUCAUCCAUCAGGUCCAGCUCUCUGACUCCGGCCAGUACACAUGUUAUUUCCAGGAAGGCUCCUUUUACAAUGAAACCAGCUUUGACCUUCAGGUAUCAGAACUGCAGAAAGGAGCAUUCUCAGUGACUGGCCUUGCUCAGCUCAUUCAGGCCAAGCAAGGAGAAGACGUCACACUCUCCUGUCAACUCUACCCUAAGAUGGAUGCUCAGGACAUGACUGUGAACUGGUUCAGAAACCACACCCUUGUACACAGGUACCCUACUGGGAAGAAGCUGGAGGAAUCCCAGGGCUCUGAGUUCCAGGGGAGGAUGGAGCUGCUGAAACAUGACAUGGCUGAGGGGAAGGUGACCUUGAGGAUCCAGCAGGUCCAGGUCUCUGACUCUGGUCAAUACACUUGUCGUGUCCAGUCACCUGACAAUUAUGAUGAAGCCCACAUUGAACUGCAGGUAGCAGAGAAUCUUCCCACAUCUCAGAAGACACUUGCCAUAUUCCUUGUUGUUGUAUUCUUGGUGGUCAUCAUUGGUUCUGUCUUCGUGAUUUAUUUCUUCUGUCAAACACAACUCCAGAGAGGCAGAGAAGUGGCAUCCAUAGUGUCCAGAUCAAGAAGAUGGUUGGAGUAGCUGUGUGACCCUGGGCAGCUCACUUAUCCCUGCUUGCCUCAGUUCCUCAAAAUGAGUUGGAGAAAGAAAUGGCAACAUUUUUUUCUUAACAUUUUAUUAGUUAUGUCACUUUUUUAAUCUCUUUGAUUUGGCUCUUAUGGGUCCUUUUCCGUUUUUAUUUUCACAUAACUUGAAUGUGUGACCCUGGGCUAGUCACCUACCUCUCAGUGCUUUGCAACAUUAGAUGUAGCAGACAGGGCACAGAACAGCAACGCUAAUGGAAAUUCCUCAUGUAGAAUUCCCCAGACCAAAGAAAUCCUAAAUAUAUUCCCUUAUCCUUUAGAAAAUUAGUUCUAUUUGCUUUCAACAUAUUGUAUUAGUUAAAAAAUAAUUUAUCUUUAAUGGUUCUUAUUUUUUAAUUUACAAAGGCAUUCCAUUUACUUAAUAAAUUUAUUGCUAACCCUUAUAAAACAAUUG
Messenger RNA from Phascolarctos cinereus (koala), 1475 nucleotides. RefSeq names its product butyrophilin-like protein 2. The record is from RefSeq and is a predicted model, not a curated record. Gene Ontology annotation, molecular function: signaling receptor binding. Gene Ontology annotation, biological process: T cell receptor signaling pathway; regulation of cytokine production. Gene Ontology annotation, cellular component: external side of plasma membrane. Lineage: Eukaryota; Metazoa; Chordata; Mammalia; Diprotodontia; Phascolarctidae.